AUGAUGAACAAAAGCUUCAUGGAGAGCCGUGGUUACACAUUUAAGAGCAACCUGGGAGAAGGCAUGUUUGGCAAAGUUGUGAGUGCCUACUCCACCCGCCUGAGGAGUAGGGUUGCCAUAAAGGUUAUAGACAAAAAAAAGGUUACUUCUAGUUACUUGGAAAAGUUUCUGUGUCGGGAAAUGGAGAUCAUCAGGUCUUUGAACCAUCCCAACAUUGUCAAGACUCUUGACAUCUUUGAAUGGCACACAAGCAAGGUCUAUGUGGUGAUGGAGUUCUGUGUGAAAGGAGACCUCUUGAAGCAUAUCAAUGUCAGGGGGGCCUUAUCUGAAUAUUCAGGCUAUAGGCUAUUCGCACAGCUGUGCAAUGCAGUCCAAUAUCUUCACAACGGUGACUUGGCCCACAGAGACCUUAAAUGUGAAAACAUGCUGCUGGACGUGCAUUUUAACCUCAAAGUGUGUGACUUUGGAUUCAGCAAGAGGCUCACUUACGCAGAAGGGCGGAUGGUGCUGAGUGAAACCUUCUGUGGCACCUCGUCCUAUGCGGCACCUGAGAUAUUAAGAAGUUUACCAUACAACCCCAAAGUGUCUGAUGUGUGGAGUAUGGGUGUUGUGCUGUAUAUGAUGCUCCUUGCUUCAAUGCCCUAUGACGCCACCAACGUUAGGAGGAUGUUGAGAAUUCAGAGUCAGCAUAAUAUCAACUUCCCCGAAAAACCGUCUAUUUCUUCUGAGGCAAAGGACCUUAUCCAAAGCAUUCUGCACCCUGUUGUGGAGCAGCGAAUUACAAUCAGCAACAUAUUGCAGAGCACCUGGAUGUUGCGGGAAGGGACAAUUGAGGACAGUGAUGAGGCCACCACAUCAAACGCCGGCUCUGGACAGGAAGAACCCCCAGAGGAAGAAAAUUUUUCAAAAAACUAUUCAGAACCAGGGAGGGACCAUCACCUGCUACCCCAAGACACUGACGCUAACAAACCUAAAUAA
This is a messenger RNA of Anoplopoma fimbria (sablefish), 978 nucleotides long. RefSeq names its product testis-specific serine/threonine-protein kinase 1-like. Lineage: Eukaryota; Metazoa; Chordata; Actinopteri; Perciformes; Anoplopomatidae. The record is from RefSeq and is a predicted model, not a curated record. The transcript has 2 exons. Gene Ontology annotation, biological process: regulation of cytokinesis; protein phosphorylation; mitotic cell cycle. Gene Ontology annotation, molecular function: ATP binding; protein kinase activity. The coding region runs from base 1 to 978 and encodes 325 amino acids. Gene Ontology annotation, cellular component: centrosome; spindle pole; nucleus.